Molecule: messenger RNA, 297 nt
Organism: Dovyalis caffra
Lineage: Eukaryota; Viridiplantae; Streptophyta; Magnoliopsida; Malpighiales; Salicaceae
Source: the annotation of a GenBank genome assembly
AUGGAAGGGAAGCAAAUUCAGAACUUAGAAGUUCCAACUCCUACAGCAUCACCAGGUUCGUGGUUUCGCAACACGGAGAGAGAGCUCGAAAGCCUUCCUCAUCAAUCACUUGUUCAAGCUACCAAGGUGCAUUUUGGUGCAAGGCCUGAUCUUAAGAGAAUUUUGUUCGAUUGCAAAGCCUCAGAUGUUGGAGUACUAGCUUGUGGACCAAGGAAAAUGCGACAUGAGGUUGCCAAAAUUUGUUCAUCUGGUUUAGCAGAUAACUUGCACUUUGAAUCCAUUAGCUUCAACUGGUGA